This is a messenger RNA of Sclerotinia borealis F-4128, 660 nucleotides long. NCBI's taxonomy places the organism in Eukaryota, Fungi, Ascomycota, Leotiomycetes, Helotiales, Sclerotiniaceae. The record is from the annotation of a GenBank genome assembly.
AUGUCGAGUCACUGUCACGAUGAACAUGACCACGGUCAUGGCGGCCACUCUCAUGAAGAAGGGCACGAUCAUUCCGACGAUAUCACCCCCGCACUCCAAUACUCACUCUACCAACACAUCAAUUUCGACGACAUAACCACACUCAACGAAGCCAACUCUGGUUCUGGAAAAGCCAUCGUGAAGAAAACAUGGGCUGAACGAAUGAACGAGCAACCGGAACUCGAAAGCGAUGCCGAUGAGCAACUCUUGAUGCACAUCCCCUUCACGGGCCAAGUAAAACUGCACUCAAUUCUCCUCCGCACAUCCAACUCGGAAUCGGCUCCCAAGACCCUCAAAGUAUUCAUCAACCGCGACGAUCUAGAUUUCGGCACCGCGUUGGAUCUGCAGCCCACGCAGGAGUUUGAAUUGAGCCAGACGUCGGAGAUACAGGAUAUUGGGGUGCGCAGAGCUUUGUUUGGGAAAGUACAGAAUCUGACGCUGUUGGUGGAGGAUAAUUAUGGGGAGGAUGUGAGUCGGAUUUGCUAUGUGGGCUUUAAGGGUGAUUGGAUGCAGUUGGGGAAGGCGCCCUCGAAUAUCUUGUAUGAGGCGGCGGCAAACCCAAGUGAUCAUAAGUUGAAGGGCACAAAUGUGAAUCAGAUGGGUAGUAAUAUUGGACACUGA